Molecule: messenger RNA, 1281 nt
Organism: Effrenium voratum
Lineage: Eukaryota; Dinophyceae; Suessiales; Symbiodiniaceae
Source: the annotation of a GenBank genome assembly
AUGACGAUCACACACCUGGCGAGCUCCCUCUCUGCGAGGACGUCCUUCGUCUUCGAUUGCUCCAAUGAGUCGAUCCACUCCUUGGACCCAGAUUGCAUGCGGCUGCGGGAUCUCUAUGUCGGCAAGGAGGUGCUCGGAGCCAGUGUGAACACGGACUGCGGGGUGCCCUAUGAGACGGAGAACCCCUACAAGCGGGUGAAGCGGCCCAUCUACAUCCACGACUCUCGGGACGGGCUGUGGUAUCACUGCUGCGAAUACCGACCGCCCUACGGGUACUUCACCCACAGGACGCACCCGCCGUUGCUAAAGGCGGAGCACAUCUCUUUGGGUGGGAUGGCCAUGAAGUUCGUGUCGGGGCUCUUCAAGAAGAAGAGCAAGACGGAGCCGGAGCACCUCCCCGUGGGAGAGGCCCCGGAAGCAGAGGGGGACAUCAUGGAGCAAGCGCAGGGGCCUCUGCUCCAGUGCAACGCCUACGAAAAUCUGAAGCUGGUGCAAAACAAGGCCAUCGGCACCCGAGAGAGCCUGGGAGACAUGCCGAUGCGGUGCAUGGGCGACGAGGCGGUGCUGCUGCGCCGCUUCACCGGGGGCACCGUCCGCCCGAAGCCGAACAACCCCAUCGACCCGGCCAACCCCCCGAAAGACACGGAGUGCGUGGAUAUUGGGCCGAAAGGCACUGCCACGGUGGUGGGCAAGAACUACGCGGUGUUCAUGCUCGAAGCCCCCGCUUUCUUGAGCACGCCGUGGAAUGUGGCAGAGAGGCCCAAAGCAGGCGGUGGCCUGAGCGGAGUUUGGUUUCCGCGCCGGCGCAGGCCGAGGGAGAUCGCGCCGCUUCCUGUGAGCAGCGCGAAAGGAAAAAGGCGCGUGGUGUUCUUCCUGGGCUUUGUGGGAUUCUGUCUUUGGAUCAUGGCCUUCUACGAGCCCUGCCAGGUGGACUCGAAGUCCAGACGAGACUGCGGCUACGCGGGCGUCAGCUCAGCCUAUUGCAUCACCGGGUCCUGCUUCACCAGCCGCGGCGGGAAGCUGGAGAAGAAGACGGUGAAGGUGGAGCGGAAGAAGGGCGGCACUUUAGGUCUGGAGGUGAAGAAGGAGGAGAAGGGCGACCUGGUCCUGGUGCGAUCCGUCGGCGCAGGCGCCGUGCAGGCCUACAACGACCAGCUGCCCGCAGACUCCGACCAGAGAAUACGCAGCGGCGACGUCAUCGCGAAGGUGGAUGGCAGCGCCAAGAACCUGGCAGAGGAGCGCUGGCCCGCAGUGGGGAGAAGCUCGUGGAGCUGGAGGUGA